Pocillopora meandrina is the source of this 36258-nucleotide messenger RNA. NCBI's taxonomy places the organism in Eukaryota, Metazoa, Cnidaria, Anthozoa, Scleractinia, Pocilloporidae. The record is from the annotation of a GenBank genome assembly.
AUGGAAGCUACCAAACCGAAGAGGAAACAUAAGCGAAGAUCUAAAGAUGCGGCCACAAAAUCUGCAUCAGCGGGGAAAGAAUCUGAAGCCUCAAAAGGUCUAUAACGCUUAUGUUUCAUCGCGGAGGGUUUUGUUUUGUUUUGAAAACACAGCGAUUUACGAAAUGUAUCAUGUCAUUUCUAUUUUUUUUAUGUUAGUCCUGUCCAUUAUUUUACAGAUGCUACUCUCAGUACUGUUUCUGAAGGGGAAACAAGUGAAGUGACAAAGUUAAGUGAAAAUGCUUUUGCAGCUGAGCCCGUGACAGAAGAUUCAUUGAGUACUCUCCUUCCCGGCACUUCUGAAUUAGCUGAGAAAAAUGAAGAGGUUUUACCCUCACAAAAGGACGAAAAUGAGACUGAGGAUGUCAAAGAACUGGAGAGUUUCAACAGUGAGACAAAAUCAAAUGUGAAUGCUUCAGUAACUGAAGAUGACAAUGAAUCAAAAUCUUCAGCUCAUGUAGAUCAUAGUGUUAAAGAUGAACCUGAACAAUGUUCAACACUUGAAAAUCAAGCUGUCCAUACAAGUAUAGCACAGGCUACAACUGGAGUUGAAAUGGGCACAAAUAAUCAAAUUCCUGAUCAAUUACAGAAAGAAAAUGCGAUUGAAACAGAUAGAGGUCUAAUAAGGGAAACUUUAGAACUGGAGGACAAAGAUACGAGUAAAGAUGAAGCUCAGAGUGAUGUUAACAAACCUGAAUUUAUGUCAACACUAGAAAAUGUUGUUGUCAGUGAAAGUACAACACAGGCUACCACAGGGGAUGAAAUAGAGAGAAGUCAUCAAAUUCCUGCUCAAGUUGAGAAAACACAAGAAAAUGAAACAAGUGUAACUUUGAGUAGCAGCAGAUUACAACAGGAUGACAAAGUCAACAGUUCUGGAAAUUUAUUACCGCAAGUUGGUGACAGGGAGUUACCAGUAAGCAAUGAGGAUGUAAGAACACCUCAGUUAUAUCCAGAACUAGACUCUUUAGCCAAAAAGUCAGGUAAGGCCUAAUUGGCUCCUCACUUAUAUAUUGCACCUUGUUAGAUGUUAAAAAUAGACAAGUACAUGUUUACCUGUAAUCUACAUGAAUAUUUAAAUUAAGGGAAAGAGAUAUUUUUGUUGUAGAUCUGAUCCAAUCCAAAGUUGCUCAAAGUUUUGCGACAAUGUUCCCUGAGUGGCAUUUUGGAUAGCUUUGUGUGGAUUAACCCUUUAACUCCCAUGAGUGACCAAGACAGAAUUUCUCCUUACAAUAUCAAUACAAUAUCAAGCAGACAAGUGAUGAGGAUAAAGAAAAAUAUCAGUUAGGGGAUUAUAGGUUGAUCCAAUGCCAAAUUCUCCAAACUAACAACACAAGAACUGUUUGGCAGACAGUUAGGAGAAUUACUAAUGAGAUAUUGGAAGUUAAAGGGUUAAAAAAGAAUUAGAAAGGUGGUAAAUUUUAAGCUUGGAAAUGAAAUGAAGAACAAUGUUUUUGUUAUCUUGUCAAGAGUAUGAGACCUGGAAUAUAAACUGUGAAUUGCCAUGAUGCACCAGCCUCGGACCUUUGGUUUUCUGUGCUCUGCCACUGAGCUACAGAGAUUCUAAAGUGAGCCAGGCAAUUGGUUAAUUCAUAUAUAUUACACAUACUGCUAGGAUCAGUAGUAUCAAAAGCCUCAUAUGUGACUUAAUAAAAGAAGAGCAUAUGAACUUAGUAAUGGCAUUGCACACUAUAGAGUCUCUGUGGCUCAGUGCUAGAGGGUUGGAGUAUAGAAUUUGAAGGUCUAAGGUUUGAUUCCUUACGAUAGCUUGCAUUUUUAGUUUGCAUUGUCCUAGUGUUCAGACAAAAACAUAUCUUUCUUAACUACAUUACCAAGCUUAAAAUUGGCCAUCCUCCUCAUUCUGUUGAAUCAAACAAGGCUUUUGAAUUACUGAUCCUACUAGUAUACAAGACGUGUGUCACAUAUAUGUAUGAACCUUGUAAUGGCCUUUGGCUCAGUGGUAAAGCAUUAGAGCGCACAAUCCAUAUAUCUGAGGUUAGCUUUCUCAUUGGGACUCAGAAUUUUCCUGUGUUCCAUGCUUGCAAGAAGAUAAAGAACAAAAGAUCUUUCAUUGAUAUACCCAGAUUUUUCAAAGACAAUCAGAAAGAUACAUUUCGACAAAACCUUCUCCAUUGUGAUCAUUUUAUCUUCAUAGGUUUUGAGAAAAUACCACUCCCUUCUGAAGCAGUUUUUUAAGAUAAUAUGUCAGUCAAGGAUUUAAUCAAUAAUGGUUAUUUUUUGUUUGGAAAAAAGAAAUUGGUUAAUGCAGGCAAAAGAAUUGUGUCCAGGGCCAAGUUGUUCAAAGCUGGGUUAAGAUAACCCAGGGUUAAUGUGAAAUCUGGUUUCAGAUCUGAAAGCUGUAAGAGAAAAAAACCAUAUAAUUCACUUUAUCCAAAAUAUGGUCACUGGAUGCUUUAAAAAAGAAAAGAAAAAAUUAUCCAGAAAAGGGCAUUUGAACAAAGACAUACAGAAACCUGGAUUUAAAUUUAAUCCUGGGUUAGCGCUAAUCGACCUUCGAACAACCGGGCCCAGUUAUAGAUGUUUAUUAAAUUUUGUUCCAAGGAUGAGCAUGGCAAAAGCAUGAAACAUGAUAGGGUAAUAACCUAUUACUUAUAUGAGAGGUACUACUAGUUUUCAGCAAGAUAUUACUAAAUGGACAGAGGCAGAAGAGAGAGUUUUUGUUUCUUUGUUUGAUAAAUCCCUGUAUAUCAAUUGUUUACCAUUUUGGUAACUUUCCUCACAAACAGUAACAAGCAUAAGGCAGUACAGAAUGACUCUAGAAGCAUUUAGUGAAGACCACCUGAAAACUCUGUACUUCAACCCUCUGUUGGAACAGAUGGAAGAUUUUGUGGAGCACUUUAUUAAGGUAUGAGUCAAACAAACACCAGUGAACUUUGCUGUGUUCCUAGGAGUGGAUUGCCUGUGGUGGUAUUGAAAUAGUUGGUAAUGUGUGGUUUGCACUUGUUGUUUUUCAAACAUUCCUUUGUUUCAACAUUUUCAAACCAAUUUAAUUUUGACUUUUCUUCGUCUCUGAUCUUUUAAGGUUACCAGAAUCUUACAUGUAGGCAAAGAAAAACUUAUUGAAAUUAACCUGAUUUGAAAAUUUUUGAAGCAAAGAAUAUUUUUUACCACACCACAUAUCUCAGUAAACAAGAAGGUGACUUGAAUGAUAAACACUGAAUUAAAAGGUUCUGCAUGGCAUUAUCUUGAUUAGCUCUUAUGCAUGAUGAUAUCAUUAUUUAAUGGAAAUUUUUCCUUAAGCCCUGUUUGCACUAAAAUUGUCACAAGUCUCUGUUCUGUUCUUGUUUGUUUCAUGUGGUUAUUCUUUUGAUUUCGGUGUUGGGUACUUUCCAAUCAAUAUUCACAGGUCUGCACCUUAAAAGUGAGGGGAGGCAGCUAGGGAAGCCUGUAUUUGUGGCAACAAUCAAUUUAAAAUCUCCCUCCAAAGAUACGCCAUUCUUACUUGCCCAUGCAUAACAAUUGCCAGACUGCAUACAAUUAAAUUUUAACAAAGUUUAUGGAAUAGACCAUCUUUGUAUGCACUACCACUAUUAUGGCUAUUAGCUAGCAUCUGAAGAACACAACCACUUAUCAUAAAUUCCUGAUGUUCUCUUACUUAUGACAAAUGGCACUCAUGUUCUUUUUCAUCAGUUGUUUAAAAUGUUUUGUCUAGUAUGCAGUUCUGACAUGCACAUUUAACUUAAUUGACAGAUCAGCAAACAAGAUGAUCAUGAGUUCUAUGAACUUGUGAAUGCUUACUUCAGAGGGAGAAAUGCUCUGGCAAUGGCCAUAAAGGAAUAUGAGGUUUGUAUGUAGUAUCCAGGAAAACUAGAAUGAAGGAUGCCUAGCCUGAAGCAGUGGUUUCAACAAAAGCCAGUUACCAGUGGUUUACACUAAUCUAUAAGACCUUUCACUGCAGUCUAUUUAGCCUGUGACUAGGCUCUGGUAUUUGUGGUGCUACAUGUAAAUUGCAACUCCAGCUUGUGGUUAAUAGUUACAUGUAAUAAUGAUAAGUUAAGUAUCUUAUAUACAAAAUAUUUAUUGUUGUUAAUAAUUGUCAAUAUUUAUGAUUAAAUUUGUCAGUUCAGUUAACAAGAACCAAUAGAGAAAAUUUUGAAUUGCCAUAAAUUAUGUUCUGUGUCAGUGUCUCUUGUAUCCUGAUAAUAGAGAGUUACUUUUGGUUUUUUAAUAGAUUGUUCUUGAUGAGUGCGAGAAAAAGAAAGAGCAACUAUGGAUUGACAAAAACUUUUCAGUUACAGCUCAGGUAAUGAAGUUAUUAAGACUGACUUGUCACCAUCUGGUAGAUCGAUUGAAUAACUGACUUAUGACUAAUUGACUUUUAAACUAAUUGAGUAACUUAAGUUUGUGCUUGAUUGACUGACUGACUGUUUGACUAACUCGUUAAUUAACUGAGAAUUAAGUGACUGAGUGAUUGAGAGACUGGUAGACUAAAUGACUGAUUGACUGACAGACAGACAGAUUCAUUGGUUUUUUGACUGGCUUUUUAAUGGUAGAUUUGUUUAUUGACUCACUUACUGGCUAAUUGACAGACCCAACCACUCACUGACCGACAGAUUUGUUUUGAUAAAUCAUUUAACGGACUGAUCACAUUUAUGCAUAAAUGUAUAUUUAUUUAAGACAAGAUUAUAUUUCACUUGAGCACUUAUUGACAAGUUGACUACAAUUGACCACAAUCCAAUUGCAGGGAAAAUGUCUGGACCAGGUAAAUGUCACACACAACCAUAGUUACCAACAAGUGGAGUUAAAUGCUGGCGUUCCUGGUGAGAUUGAGAGCAUGCUUGGAAAACUUCACAAAGCUUUACAUGAGGUAACAUAGUUAUAAAUGCACUUGGAACUCAGGUGACUGUUUUCCUGAAAGUUUAUUAUGAUAUGGUAGUACUGAACAAAUUGACCUGAGUGUAUCCCAUUUUUACUAUAAGGUCCAAAGUGUACCAUUUCUAUCUUAAAUAAAAAGGAGCUCUCCCUCAGGAUUUAGAACAUCAGUUAAGGGUUUAUUAGCCAGAGGCUGCUUAACCCUAUAUUAGAACCUGAUUAUGGCAUGUACAUAUCACACAUGUACUUAAUUUUUUUUUUCUGGCUCCAAGUGACCACAAAAUAACAGAAAAAUUUGUAAGUCACCAUUUAAUUGGAAAAAGGGAAACAAAAAAAAGAGCUCAAAGAUUGUAAAAGCUUUGUAUGGUUCAAUAGGCUGUUUCAGACAUUUAAUGAGUAAACCAAAGUACAGUUGUAAUUAAUAUUGACAGAGACAGUUACAGAAGAAUGAAAAGUGAGGGAGAGUUGGGUCAGGUCAUGUAAUGAAGACCAGACCCAAACACUUCCCUCAUAUUUUGCUCUGCUGCUACUUUAUCUAAAAUACUUUUUUCAUUUCAGACCCUUGCUUUGCAAAGAUACACAUGUCAGCUUGCUCGGCUUCAUAUUGAUAUGUACAUCUAUGACAUGCUGUCUCAAUCACCCAUUUCAAGGAAUGUUUCAUCUGAGACACUAGUGACUGGUAAGAAGGAACUUCAUCUCCGUAGCAGACAUCUGCUCUUAACCAUGUUUGCAAGUUCUACCAUUAUAAUGAUUAAAAUUAUUAUUACAAUUAUUAUUAAUUUGUCUCACAACAGUCUCAUCUAAGCUGUAGACAACUGAUCCUUGAACUUUGUGACGACCAAUAUUUCAUGUAUAUAUGCUUGCAUUUUUUGCAAAAUUGUCACCUGAAGUUAAGGUGCAUGAUGUGGCCUAAUUUUUUAUCUCUGAUUCAAGGUUUUUUCCUUUGUCUUAAACUCAUACCAAGGCACAAACUUAGACACAUUCUUGAGAAGAAUACAGCUUCAAACCAAUACUGAAUUUGAACCACACAGUCUGUAUACAAGACCUGAUUUACUUGUACAAUCAUAUAACCAGAGGAUUCCAAGUAAAUCAGGCUAGCAAGCUAACACAGUUUCCUUUUUCAAUUAAGAAUUGUGCCCUGUUGAACAGAGUCCAGAUAUUCAGGCUGAGGUCCAGAAGUUGAGAGACUGCAUCAGUGUAUUGUUCAUGUUUGUUCGACAGCCAAUUCAAGAUGAAGAGUUUGUCACAAUUUUGAAUGGCUGGAUGGAACAGCUGGUAUAGUGUGGUUCAUUUAUUUUAAUGAGGCACUGUUAGGGUGCAGUGUUGUCAGUGUUUGCAGCUGGCUUUGUGAAAUUAGCUUUUUUGCAUUAAGGCUUACUAACAAAAGGCUUGUCCCAUUCCAAGCAAAGGGAUACAUGUAGGUGUGGAUGAGGUUCUGUUACACCUCUUUUAAAAUCAUUAUGUGUUGUAAAAAUUAAUAUGGCCCAAAAAUGUAGAAUGGUGAUCAAACUAAUCCAGAAAAUGGGUUACAUUAUUCAUGAUAAGUAAUGUGUAUUAGGUGAUUGUUAUAACAACAUGGUGUCAUGGUGGGCAAUGUAUUGGUUAUGAAUUGGCCGAGACAUAAUUGUUACCAUGUCCAAACAUAUACAAUGUAUGGGAAAGAUUUCCAAAAUGCGUUGUUCACAAUAUUGUCCCUUAUAUAUACUGAAACAAAUAAAUACUUUUCAUAAACUAAACUGUUGUGAAUGAAUGACAGUUACUCUCAUAAGUAUGAUACACAACAAUCACAUGAUGGACAUUUUUUUUUUUUUUUCAUUUCUAUAAAACAUUUUCAAGAAAAGCAGUGAUAUGUGGUCCUUUCCACAGGUUGCUGUUCUUCUGCGCGUAGCUUGCCUGGCAGAUCUUGUAUUCUUGUUAAAUCACUUACUGAGGUGUCCUCCAGGGUUCACCAGUAAAAUUGCCCAAUUCAUCCAGUUUCCUGUACCACAAUUCAAAAGCCAUGGAUACAAUGUGGUGGAUGAACCAUAUUACUGGGACAAUCCUUUAGUUCAUCAUUUUGUGGCUAUGCUAUCUUCUCUGCUUCUGCCUGUCAGGUAACCUAAUGCUGAAGGAGCACACUAAUUUUAAGUGUGCUGUCUCAGCCCUUUUGCCUAACUUGAUUUCUUCUUUGCAUUUCUCAAAUGUUCUUACCCAAUUUUAAGUACUCAUCUUUUGUUUUUAAUGUGUUUCCUUCUGGUGUAUGCUUAUGUAAUAGAGCAUGAACAUAAAGCAUGGAUGUAUUCAGAUCACAUGUGCUAUUUAUGGACACAUUUUAGCAUGAAAAACAUUACGAAAUUUUAGUUAAUUAAAGACAAAUCCCUCAUGUUGGAAGCUAACCACUGGAAUAUUGUUCUAGUGCAACAAAAGAGCUGAGCCUGAAACUUGCACUUUUCGAAUCAAGCACCAUAACACACUUAGCCAAGUUGUUCCAAGAUUGGCUUGCAUAUUAAAAUCACAGUGUUGAGAUUUUUUUUCAUUAGUAUUGACCUGACAAUUUACUUGGAGUCAGCAAUUUGUGAAUUGUUUUCAUUCAUGUUAACCUUUUUAGUAAACAUAAAGGUUAUUAAUAAAUGCUUACUUCAGUACACUGCAAAACAUUUGUUUUAUGUUAUGGGUGAAUGUAAUUUCAUGUCAUGUUGUUUUUUCAGGGAAAGAGACAGAUAUUUGAAAAAACUUGCUCUUGGAAAAGAAGGUACGGCUAUUGCUCAUUCAAGUCCAGUUGUUAUAAUUAAACAAUAUUCUCACUGUAUGAAAGCCUUGACUUGGAGCCUUUUAAAUUGAAACUUCCUCAAAAUAUGACUUAGGGGUACAUGCGAGGUUUGAAGUAAGUGUCUCUGCAAUUCUAUUGAGAUCAUGAUACGAAGGAUAAUGAUAUUAUUGUAUGUAAUGUACUUGUCAAUUACUAUCAAUGAUUUCUCCUGGGUGAUUACAGACUGCAAUGUAGGCAAUCUGCUGGGUUGAAAGUUGCAAUCACCCCUUGAAAGGUGAUACCAGAGAUAAUUAUUAUGAUAUCUAAUAUUGUUUUGUUGAUUUUAAAGAUAUAAUAAAUAAAAAUAAUUUCUGAUUGUCACCUGUUACUAAAAAAUAAGCUCAGUUAUUGAUGCUGCAUUGCAAAGGAUUUAUCCAUUCAAAGACAUUCACCUCACAUUGAAUUUGUAUUCCUCAGCUGCCAUGAGAUCAAUCAGUUGGACUAUUGUGGAUGAUGAUGGAGAGUCCUUGGAGGUUAGCUCUAUUUAAUUUCAUGCAGUGGGUUGACCUCUGGUUAAAUGUAUCUGUUGUAGACUUUGUGUCCAAUUGGUAGGUUAGUCCAGAAAAUGUAUCUUUCCUUUUGUAUUUUUUGCUAUUACUAAUAAAUGAUUCAAAAGACAAUGAGGAUAAAAUGUAAAUAAAAUUGUACUUUCCUCAAGGCUACAACUGGAAAUCUUCAAAAAGUUUUUUGAGCUUCUCAGUCCUAAAUUCUCAAACCUUGAUUCUUGAUCCUUGAAUCCUUGAUUCUUGAAAGUUUCGAGGAUUUGAGAAUUGAUUUGAGACUGUUAACUUACAUGUACUUUUGACCGAUACUGUACAUGUAAAUCUUAUACUUGUAAGUACAUGUACUCAUAUACUGGGCAGGGAAGACAAUUGUGAAAAUAUUCAGCCUGACAUUAUGAAAUGUAGACCAAUUUCAAAGAAGACUAAGAGCCAAGUAUUCUUGUGUCCUUCCCUGAGCCUAUGUUUUCACAGUCAAUGAGUAUUUAUCACAAUGGCUGCUGCAUUUCUUUCUGUCUUUUUUUCUUUCAGCUCACAUCUUAAGCAUUAUACAGCUUUUUCUAACCUUGCUCACACCAUUGCAUAUGGUCCUCAUACUUGGACUUUUGUCUACUGUUUUUAAAGAACUAUGCAUGCAGGGCUGUAUGGUUCAUGCAAUAGUGUUCUGUAAUAUUUAUUUAUUAAUAAUGUUGUCAUCAAACUACUGUAUGCUUCCUGGUACAACAACCAGGAGAUGCUCCACCAUUGCAGGCCACUAGGCUUGUUUGUAGACUUACUCAUAUGAAGACUUACUUGUUGCAUCCAUUUUUUGAAUAAUGGUGUACUGUGCACUUUUGUUUUCCUUUAGGAUGAAGAUCCAGAAACAAGCUGGGUGCUGAUUCAAGAGAAUGAUCUCAUAGCACUGUUCUCACAGUUUCCAUUUGAUGCCAUUUUCAAGCACUUACUCAAAAUGGACCCAAACAUUCCCAGUAAGUCCUCAUUUAGUUUAUUAUGAAAAGUAAUAAAAAACCCUGAACAAUUAUGGUAAAUGUACCUGCAAGAAUUACUCCCUGAAAAACACCAAAAUUUGAAAGUGUCUGCCAAUGUUUUUCCUUAAAGGUCUUGCUGCAUGUAUAUGUAGGUCUUAAAUAUUUUUGAUAAGCAAUGUCAUAUACUAAACUUGACCCCCAUAAAAUGGCAGAACUGUAGAACCAUAACUGUCUAGUGAGAAGAUCCGGCCUAAAUUAUGCUUAGACAGAUACACUUAAUAGUGACUAUGAUAAUGAAAACAAAGCAAUUUAUUGGCAACUAUUAUUGACAUUUUUCAAGUGCAUACAUAUGGCAAAUGAUCAGAUAACAAAGAAGAUGAAAUUUGUUGCAUUGUUUUUAUCUUGAUUUAGGUGUAAUAUUAAUCUUCAAUCAUUUUUUAGAUGAUUGUCUAAUCGAGUCACACUACCAUGUGGAGCACACAUCAAGCCGCGAUAUAAUGAGAAUGUUGGCUUUUGCAUCUUGUGUUGUAUGCGUGAUGGGAAGGGCAUUCCGAACUUAUGAGAAAGUGCGCUAUAGAGCAUUUGUCAAAAGAGUGGGACGAACUAUAAGGUAUUUGGAAACUUGGAACAAAAUGUUACAGGUUUACUUAUAGACAAUAAACAUUUUCAUGAAAUAAUGCUUUUCAUCUUGCAGAGUAAAGGAUUAUCCUAUGUCUGUUUCUCUUCAUCAGUGUUAAAUUUGAGUUUCAAGGAUGUUAAAUUUUAACCAAUUCUCAGAUGCAGGUAGAAUACUUAUCUAGAAAAAAAUAUUUCAGGCAGGUUGUACAGUAUGUUCUGGACCACUGGUCAGAUUUUCGAAGUUGGAGAGUGAAUGUAUGUGGAGAAUCUGAGAAUGCCAUUCCAGAUUCUUUCCAUUCUGGUAAUCAAUACUCAUUACAAAGACUUCAAGUAGAGGUUGAUCAGUUCUUUCUCCGUGCUGCACAACAGAUCAUUUCUGCACACAGGUAUGUACAUUUAUCCAAAAUACUCAGCAGACAUCCAGAUUGUUUUGAAAUGAUAUGGUAGGAGUACAGUGUUACAGGGUAUAUGCCAGUAAGUGCAAAUAGCAAGAUUAAAAUUGUGUUCAAUUUUGUACCCUUAAUCACAAUAGUUUAACAUCUAUAACAGGUUAGAGUAAUUGCAACAUUUCUGUUUGCUUUGGUUAAAGAAUUUUAAACUUUAACUCAUUCCUUUAUCUCUAAUGGUAGCAGCAUUGUUGUAGUUUGAUGAUUAAAACCACAAUUUUGAUUAAUCUGUUAAUUCUUUAAAAUUGGAAAUUGAAAAGCUAAACUCAAGCUUCCAUUCUCCAAAUCAGGAUCAAAUUUUGAUUCCAGACUUUUUCCCAACUCUUGUAUUUCGGAUGGCAUCUAAGAAAAUUUCAUUACCUUGUGCGGUGUAUGGCAGCUUGUAUUUUGUAAAAAAUGAAUGUUAUUAACAAUAGUUCCAAAAGAUGUACUGUAGGCUCAAGAGAGGAUAUUCAGCUAACCUUGGGGCCAUACAAUAAAUAUAUGUCUACCAUGAUUAUUAUUUUGCUUGUACAUUACUGAAUAUGCUAAAUGCAAUGUAAUUUGCGUCAUAGGCUGGGUGCUUGGCAGUUUUUGGCAGAUAUGCCCUUUCGCAGUGUUUCCUCCAAAACUCUCUGGAAGCUGUUUUGGGCACUCCAUGUAGAUGUCACCAAACUUGAUUCUGUAGAGAGCAUUAACCAAGAAGAUUCCAUGAGGGAAGAUUGGAGAGAUGUAUUGGAGAGUGAGUAUUAAUGGAAAAAAAAAAGCUAAAAAUGUGCAUGAUAGUUAAAUAUUGAAUGGAAAAUUUAUGAGAUUUUGAUCUUGUUACUAAAUUUAGGUAGACAGGGGGAAUUUACAGACCAACUGGCCAGAAUGUCACAGUCAGAAGCCAUAUUUUUGCUUACUACAUUUACUAACAUUGCCACAUCCAGAGAUCGCAAGGAAAGGGAGCUAAUAGAAGCCAUUAGCACAGAGGUUUACAAGGUAUAGAAUUUACUUAGAGGCCCCAAAUUUGAGGACUCUCACUGGUAAAAACCAUAAUUUUGCAUAUAAGUUAUCUAAUUUACUUUUUCUUUACUUGGUAAACAAGUACCAGUAAGUAUGCAUGAAUCAUUUGGGGGGGGGGGGGGGGGGUGGGGGUGGGGAUCCAAGAGUCCUAAGAUGCCUUGGGGAUCACCCCUUCCCCCCCAUGACCUUCGAGAGACAUAGAAACCAUGUAACGGUGGUCAGAAUGUACAAAUUAGAAGAAUCUACACACCACGGAUUACUCACUGCUCACUUAAGAAAAUGUCUCCCUAAGUGAAACAUAGGGUGUAUUUUUACAGUUGGGUACCAAGUAGUCUGGUUGUGACACAGUGUAACCUCCCUCCCACUCCCCUCCUUUAAAAAAUCCUGGCUACCUCACCGAUUACUCUGAGUUGAGAGUUUUCCCUUCUAGUUGAUAUUACACAGUCUUAUCACAAAGUUAUUAGGAAAUGUGCAAUGUAGGACAGUAGCAAAGGAUUCUGUAAAGAAACUGCCCUUGACUGAUGUCUUUUUCUUAUUAAAGGUUUCCUUCAUAGCCAGUCAAACCAGGGAGUCAUCUUCUAAGACUGGAAGACAUCUUCUGGGAACCAUUUCUAGUGUCCAUCCCUUUGUGAUAUCGGUUUUGCUUGAGAAUGUCAGCGCCACACUGGAUAUUAUUGGGAAGGUAAACACUGACCAAGUAUUGUGUCUCACAGUUUCAGAAUGAUGCGACUAGUACCAGAGAAGUAAGCUUUGGAAGUGAUCUUUAACCAAAUAAACCAAUAUGCACUGCGUGAGAUUCCUACACGUCAUACGGCUAAAUAUUAUCACUUGAUUUUAAAAAAAUUUGAAUGGCAGCAUUACGUUGUGUAGUAAUUAUGGAAAUUUUGUGUGAAAUGAUUGAAUUUUGUGUGGAAAGAAGGUGGUUACUCGUAUUAAAGAAAAGAAAACAUGACACAAUUCAAUUUGUAGUCUAAUGGGUAAUAAAUAGUUCACACAAAUUUCACUCGGGAGGAACAAGAGUAAUAUUUUUUAAGAAAAGAGACAUAGAAUGAUGAAUCAAAGCUUCCAACCAGGCCCUCGUUAUUAGCGGUGCGGCACAAGCUUUUCUUUGUCGCGGGUAAGUUUUUAAAAAGCUUGAGCAAAACGAGCCAGCGAGAGGUCUUCGAGGGAUCUGGGACCAAUAAUAGUGCCAGACCACUUGCAGACGUCUCGCUGGUUAGUGCUUCCCAAGGCCCCAAACGUUCACGCGGGCGGAGAAACGCUCGUGAUGAAGGGUACUUGUAGCCGCUCAGAACUCAGGAACAGUUGUGACACUUACUUCUCUCUCACAUGCCUUUUUCGGUUCUUACUAUAGUUAUAUCAUAUGUUGUCUAUUGGCGAGCAAAUGCACAACAAAAUGGCGUCAUCACUUUUAUUUUUCUCAGGCUUGUGUCUACCUGUUCAGUGGUUUAUCAGUUCAUCUGUGGCAUCCAACAUACAGGAACAUGGACUGCAUUAAAUCCUGGUUGUUGAAAGCUGAUUUGUCCUCUCCAGAAAAUCAGCUUGCGCGUUAUAUUAUUUCAAACUUAAACUGGGGACAAAUGGGAGAGGUUUGUAGAAACAGAGUCUUGUUUUGUACUGCAUGAUACUGUCUAUGAGUAAAAGUUAACCUUAAUUCACUCCACUGUAAGUCGUUUUGCGGCAACUAUGGUGAAGUUCCAUUGAACAUACAGUAGAUAAUGGCUUUACUCGUUUUUCGUGCCCUUUAAUUCGCCAGUUCGGAGUCGAUUAGUCUGUACCUUCGUCUCCAAGCAGUGAAAGAGCCAAAAUUGAAAGUCAAAUGUUCAACUUCGCACUAUUUUCUCGUUUAUUGACAGAAGUAAUUUAAUAUUUUGGUUCCUGCGUGGUACUUACUAAAAUAAUUAUUCACCUUAGUGUUUGCGAAAGUGGCGGAUAUUUACCUCCACUUCGCAUGAUAAUUGUUGAUUGCAGGUAAUAAUUAUGAAGAAGGAAUCAAAAGAAAACAAACCAGCUACUUUUACAGCAAUCAUAAAAGUUAACAUGAUUAUAAAUGAACCAAAAGUCAAAGCAAGAAGAAAGAAAAAUAUCUUUAAGAGCCAAUCAGAACUCAAAGUUAAACCAACCAAAUUGCCUAAAGCGCGGGAAAACGCGGGCGUCCAAGUCAUGGUUGCUUUUUUUUUGUAUCUGAUUGGUUGAAAGACUGGUGGCAGUUUUCUGGACCAAUCACAGAGCGAAGCAAAGCAAAACCGGUGCAAUCCCAGAUUACUUUCGACACUCAAUUGAAGAAUUGCUCUAUUGUUUACGUCUUUCUUUUGCUAGUCAGGAGAGGGUGAUAAACUGUUUUUGCACCAGUGCUGGCACAGGGCUGUGGCAGUGUCACUAGUGGAGGUGUCAGCGCUUCGUUUACCCAAAAUGCCAGGAGGAAUAUCACAUGAGGCAUUUAAAGAAGACACUGGACUUCUUAAACAGGUUUUUAAAAGCCAAAGAUCUUGAUAUGUAAAGUGUCAUUUAUCUCGCAAUGUAGUGUUCCCAUUGUGGAUCCUAAUGUUCUGACUGCUUACAGUCACCAAUGAGCUAUGAUACCAAGAAAGUUGUAUGAGACUUAUAUCUUAUUACGUUGUGCGCUGUCUUUUUGUGGCAGCGUGAAGUUUGAAUUUGAUCAGUCUGUUGAGCAGUUUACUCAUACGUCUUGAACUUUUCUUUGUGACAUUCUACACUGUUUAGGCGUAUCGUGGCUGUACAUAAUAUUAUUCGCGCACAUUACUGAAAAAGGCAGCUUUUUAUUUGCUGAUUGGUGUUUUGGAUAUCACCCGAAUUCAUCUCCAUUUGUUUUGUAUACCCCUGGUGGAAUGGUAUGAUGCGAGAUUUAUUUCUUUUGUUAGGUGACACUGAUUGCUACAACGUCAUACAAUCGACUGAUGCAGCCAAAUUAUGAGCAGCAGCUCUAUGACUGGCUGUGGGAAGUCAUGCUCUCUCUAAGGCUUCACCCAGCUGAUCUACCAAUACCAGUCAUGCAGUUCACUCAGCGACUUCCAAAUGAAGAUGAGUUAGAAGGUGACUUAGCAAUUUAUAAUGGAGAAUAAAUUUCGUCUCGGGAAUAACUUGAAAGAACAGUGUUAUCUGUGAACUUUAUUCCUCUGACGAUCGUUAGAGGGAAUGAGGGGCACUCGUGGAAUACUGAAUUGGUUCUGUGUAGCAUGUUGUGUUUAACCCACUCCUCGUUAAGACAAAAAGUGAAAUUUUUCCUUCCCUAAAUCCGAGAUAUAAAGUUGCAUUUGCUAGUAUAAUCUAUUUCACACCCUGCGUCGAAAGAGUGUGUGAGACCCCAUCUGAUUUCGGACCCAACGUGUUAAACAUCAAUCUCCAUCAUAUUUUAUAACCUUUCUCCGAGGUACCCACGUAGCUAUGUAACUUGCAUAGGGUAAGGACUCGGAAAAUCCUUAACUCUCUUGAGACCGUAUGCAUGGUUAAUUUCAAGCUUUUAGAUGUCCUGAAAGCCCUCUCUAUUUAUGUUAACAGCAAGUGAAGAAGGAGGACCAGGUUUUGCGAGCCUCGUGAAGUCGUUGUCAAAAGAAACACUUGUGCUUCCUAAUGAGAGUUCCCUUUCAAGUAUGACUCAUGCUAUUAAGGCCAGUGGACAACUUGCUAGUUAUGCUGCGGUAGCAAUGACUACUAUUGGUACCAGGUAAGUACAAGAAUGAAGUAACGUUUACUCAGCGACGUAUUUGAAACUCCUGAGCACCUCAAGCCAGUGAUCCACGCUGCUUCCACUUUUCGUCGCUUCCUCUCCUCUUUUAAAGGGGCCGGCUGUGUAGUACAAGUUUCACAAAUUGUCGCCAAACGUUGUACUCAAUUUUUUUUUUGUUUAUUUUACAGUCGUGAUCUCUUUUUGGGUGAGGGUCUGGAUUACUUAACCGUCAUAUUAAAUGAGAGGUGUUUUGAUGCAGCGCUGAGGAUUAUUGCGAAUGUGACACCCAUGUUUUUUGGUUGCCAUGAGAAACUUACACAGGAAGCAAGGUAUUGAGAGCUAUUCUGUGGUUUGACUAUUUAUCAUUCUUUUUUUAAGUGAAAUUUCUAAUUUUGAUCAUUAGCGAUUGACGUUUCGAUGACUUGAAUGAAAGCCAUCAUCCAGGUCAAAACCCUUUAAACCCUAAGAGUGACCAGCUUCUUUUUUUUUUCCCUUACAGAAAUAUUGCUUAAUCAUUCAAUAGGAUCAUAAGAAUAAAGGAAAUGAUCGCCAACCUAAGAGGCUUUGAUUGUUAAACAAACUCUCCUUGUCAGUACCAAGGGGAAUGUAUAGCGAAGAGUGUGGAGAAUAUAGAUACUGAUGUUAGGGUGUAAAGGGUUAGAAUCAUGUAUUGUUGUCAAUAUCAAUUUGAGUGAUUAACAUUCACAGGUUUGUGACAGCAAUCCAUCGUUUGAGCCAACUUGACAAUGACAACGCAGGUUAUGCUGAAAAACUGCUUCAAGCGUCCACUGUGGGCCCGUACUGUAAGAGGCUGGUGGGAAUUAUUCAGGUAAAAAUGGAAUAUCGAUUUAGAAGUCGUUGAAUGUAGAUAAACCACCGUAGCAAAUUUUAAAAGCUGACGUAAUGAGCGGUACAAAAUGAUAAAUCCCGUAAUGAUGAUUUUUUUGACAUGGAAUGUUAUAGUGCAAGAUCGUCAGCCAGUCACUAUUAAAAUCAAUCAAUCAGAUACAAGACGAAAACCAAUCGUGCUUGGUCAUUCGUGUUUCUCUCGCGCUUCUGGCAGUCCACAGCUUUUCCCUCAUCGGCUCACGGUGACACUUUAUUGCCAAUGCUCUCUUUUUGGCUUCACGUCACUUAAUUGAAAUGCACUAUGAUUUGGAAUUCUAGCGCUUAAUGGAGAAACAAAUGUUUGUAACCUUUCCUUCUCUGUACAGGGCCAUGUUCAGAAGUUUCAAGCUCCUGGUAUGGUUGGCUCAAUAAGUGUGGUGGAAUUCUGGUUACUUACGUUGUGCACGCUGCCAUACUGGUACAGGUCAGUGAUGGUAAUCGAUGUAGUAGCAGGAACAGUGUAGGUACAGCAUGCAAACACUGGUUUUGAAAAGUAGAAACGGCUAAAAUGAUAGUUAUUUAAAAUUUGUAUAAAUGUACAAGCGUUCUAUCAAAAAUGCUGCAAUCUUAUUGGCUGCGCUAUUCACUAUCUAUAUUUGUGGGGUAGUUUUUCGCACGUAACGUGACUUAUUUGUAUCUUUAUUCGAUACAAAUAUGAGCCUGUCUUGCGGGUAAAUUUAUACGAAAACGAUAAGAUCAUGUGCUCUCGAUUUCUUUGCGUGAUACUUGAUUCAGGCUUCCCCCUAAUCGUCUAGCACGCAAAAGCAAUCUUGAGCUCAUAAUCUGAUUGUUAAAUAGCAAAUAGCAUUAAGAUAGAAUCAUAAACCCCAUUAAUGCUUAAGUAUUUGUAUGAAUCAGCGGGUGGCGGAGGGGGGGGAAGGGAAGGGCAAGAAGCUCUUGAAUUGUCUACUUUUUGGAAAGCUCAAGAUUAUGAAUGAGUUUUGAAAAUGAAGUUGUGAUUGUGUUAUAGGUUACUUGAAUGUGUACUUAUCACAUGCUGAUUUUUUUUCAGAGAUGUUAGUGUACAGUUUCUUAUUGAUAACCUGAUCAAAAUAGCUUUGAGAAUUGAAGGCAGCCUUUCCGUGAUACAAAACCACCUUAUGGAUGCUUACAAGGUGUGUGUAGAAUCGAAACUGUUUGUGUGGUGUUGCACUAGAUUUGUUGGUUAGAAGAUAGUUUACCAAAUCCGAAAUAGUCACCUGUACAUAGUUAAAUUGUCAGGUGAAGAUGGUUUUGGAAAAACGCAAGCGCUGCAUUACGUAACUAAUGUUUUGGCAUGCUGGGUGUGGAUCAACUUUUGAGUCAAGUGAAUAGUUGCUUGUCAGACUAAAAUUAUUGUUCGAUUUGCUGUAGAGUUAUUGUCGCACGUUUUGAUACGAGAGUGUUUUUGUCAUAAAUUAUUUACUUAUAAUGCUCCAGUAGUUGUUGAGAAGAUUCUCUAAUAAGUUAUUCACCAAGCACGAAUGAUAAAUUUUACGACUCGUUUGUUUCCAUAAUUUUCCAUCGAGUGUGAAUAGCAAUCCGAAAUUGCUUUGGUUUUCGUUCACAGAGUUCUUCGAUUGGUUAAAAAAAAAUACGAUUCUGUCUUAGUCAAUCAGAUGCAUAACUUCUUGUCUAAGGUCUACGAUACCAGAUUGAAAAAUUGCUCUGUAUGUAAGUAAUUCUUAGCAUAAUGAUUGUAGAUAUAUGAAGAUCAUAUAUGUGCACUGCGGUGAAGAAACGAGUAUAAGAGAUUCUCGCAGCUAUGAACACUACUGAACUAGUAAUUGAAAUAAGACCUGAAAAAAAAUUUUCCGUAUGGGAUUUGAACCCAUGACCUCUGUGAUACCGGUGCAGCGCUCUACCAACUGAGCUAACAAGCCAACUGGGAGCUGGUCAUUAUAUUGGAUCCAAAUAAACCAUCCAAGAGAUGAAUAAUGAUUCCGAGCAUGUUGCCUAGAACUGAAUGACUGGAGAACAUGAUCUACAUGUUUUUUUUUUCACAUUUUUUUAAGGUGCUGCUCAGAGAAACCGGAAGUCAAGGAGUGAUAGCGUCUCUUUUCUCAUGGGUGACUUCAAGUAGUACUGCUCCUCCUGUGCUGUGGGAAAUUAAGGUGGAAUAAACUUGACAGCGUAGUGUAGCAUAGUAGUUUUAAGUUCUUUUUAGAUGUAGGUAACUGGAGAUUUAGGGGUAUGAUUAAACAUGCAUGUGUUACGUGUUAGUGAAUCUCGAAAUUUAAUUUUUAUUUUUCCUGUUUAAAGGCCUCUCCAGAUUACAGUUACUAUGCUUAUUGUGUACUGUGCAUGGAAACUCAGAUGGAAGAGAACUGUGGACUGUCUGUCGAAAUAAAUAAGAGGCUGCUGAACAAACCAGAUGCGACAGUUGAUGCAGUGUUGAAGGUGAUGCUAAUGAAGUUGUAUAAGUUUACCUACUUACUCUCCUUAAGGAAGGUUCAAGAAAGAAAUCUCGUGAGUUAAUAGUUUUGAUUUUAUCAGUGGCACAACUUCUGGGUGGCUCUGUUUCCAUUGAUUCCAAGUCGCACUGAAGUUUGAAUUGAUGGGUUUUGUUGUGUACAAAAAAUGAGGUAAAAUCGGGGAAAGAACCUCGCAGCAAGGAUACGGAGUCAACAGCAUACAUUUUACAACAGGUCCAUGAUUCGAACUCAGAUAACUGCGCUCACCUGAGCGCGCGAAACUCACCCACCAGAGCGAGGCAAAUGGUUGUUAUGAAGAAGAACUUAAUUGGGUGUAUCUGGAAAAUCUUUUUCAUGAAGCAUUGAAGAAUUUUGUUUGAAAUGUUCUGUGCUCAGUGAUAUUCCUAUUUCACACUGUAACCAUCUCUCAAUGAGGAGCAAACAAGUAAAUCAAACAAGUAGCAUAACUUCAUAAUUUUUUUAUGGCUUCUACUACUAUUUUUUUAUAUCCGUUUCAGAAAGUAGUGAAGAAGAUGAAAUUGUCGUGGACGCCUCUCGUGUCCAGUCUUUCCAUCUAUCGUUGGGCUAAUCAAGCAAUGGUGACAGAGGUUGAUCAUCCCAUGCUGCCUUUGAUUUGGCAACGAUUUUUUAGUCUUUAUCUCCAGAGACCGGUCACUGAACCUGGGUGAGUGCCUAAGGGUUUGGUAUGAACAGAAGUCGGGAAGGGAAGGGAACUUAUCGUAAUUUCGAAAUUAAGCCGGGGUUGCAUCAUUCUUGCGCCACUCGGUGGCCUCGGAUUGGCUUAAAGAACUUGCGUCAGCUUCCUAAUGAAUCAAAUGCACCAAUAAAACCUACUCACGACUCUGAUACUCAUGUUUUCCUCGUGUUCAUAUAUCUGCAAUGAGGUUUUAUUGUCUCUUGGCUCCUGAAACAUUUCCCUUGACCCUGAUUACCUUAUGGUUGACUUGGUUCUGGUUUUCCACAGUCAAAGCGAUGGUCCAAAUAUACAACAAUAAAAUUUAUCAAUCAUGUGAUGCGAUAGUUGUGUUGCUAUAACGUUUUAGAGACGUUUAUGUAACCUGUGUAUGCUGUGUAUUGACAAGGAUCAAAGAUGAAUUCUAAAUAAUGAAGUCCCAAACAAUCCCCAUAUUUUUUUGCGGGCUUAGGAUAUGAGUAGUGCAUCUUCUGAGGUAGAUCAGUUGGCUAGGAGCGAAAAGAAAAAAAGGCAAAUGAACAAACUAGUACUGAGAAUAAUCGCUGUUAGUGUCCUUUACUCAUUUUUUACAUCUUGGCAAACUUAAAGAGAAAGAGUGAGGCGCUAUUAAUUGUUUCUAUUCUGAUCAAGGAUGAAAUCUGACAUGUGUUUCGUUUAUUCCAGCCUUGCGCAGCGAUCUGGUGUAGGGUAUCGUUUCUUUGAUAGCCAGAGUUAUAGCUCCAUGUUAAAAAAAAUGAAGCAGAGACUGCAAGCCACAGCGGAACAUCACCGGAAUCGAUCCGUGGAGACCGGGGCAGACCAUGAUGCAGUCACUGAUGGUGACAGGGAAAUAAGCAAGCAGUUUGAACAAACUAGAGCAUUGCAUGAAAAACUUACAGGGUAUGGUGUCGAAGAAAUUGUUUUUUCAAUAAAGCUUUCGUUGUAAUUACAUGUAUAGUGAAGUCGGGAUGUGUGAAGCGUAAAUAACUCGUUCUUACCUUUAUUUGAGCUUGGGUUUCAUUUCUGGAAGCCGAAUGUAACGCAGCACUGUGAUUUUACCCCGAGUAUCUCUUGUCACUAGUGUCUCAUCCAAUUUUGUAGGUUCAAGGAGGUUCACGGUAAAAUAACUCUCAUGUACGAGUUUUGAUUCGUUUCUCAGCUGAAAGAAAAAAAAAUUGGAAUGGAAGAGAGGGGAAUGGGGCUAAGCUUAACGCAAACUUUAUGGGAAUUUGGGGGAAACUGGAAUGAAACUGUUCGCUCAGAGAGAUACGAAACCAAAGAUUUUGUUCCAACGUCCAACGAGACUAGAUUGUUAAAAUUUUUCUACUAUUAUUGUUAUUUUGAAUUUGUGUUUAUCGAAUUUCCAGAAUGUUAAAUUCAGUUAUUUAAGUUUGUAAUUGGCUCAUUUUUUGACGAAUAACCAUACCGCAGAUCUUUAUCAUAGAUCGCCUGUUGAUACAAGUUGAUCUCCUGAGACAACAAUUGACAGUUCAACCAUUUAUUUUGAAGAUAACGGACAAGAAUAUGAAGUUUUAUGCCUCAUAAUAAAGAAACAUGCUUAAUUUAAAUAAAAAAUUAAAGAUUUCUCAUCAGCCUCUCACACCGUUAAUAUUCUCAUGGUAGGUUUUAUCAAACACUGGCGUUGUGGUUGGAUGAACCGAGACUUCACGACCCCAGUCUGUACCUACCGUCAUUGCCGCCUCCUUAUGAUGCAGUCAGACUUGAGACUUUACUCAAACCAGUACAGGUAUGUAAACUAUUAUCUUAACCCUUUCACUCUCAGCAUUCACCAUUACGAAAGUUCUCCUUCCAAUUGUAGCACACUUUUAAGCAGAUCUACCUUAAUUGAGCAUCGCAUUGAAUAUUACAAUUAUUUUUAAUGAUUCGUUUUAUUUUCCCUGUUUUGUUAGGAACCUUGGUUUGAUUUGAUAUUCGUGAAAAAGAUUGAUAUGGAAAUCACCGAGUCUGUGCGUUGUUGGGUAAAACACGCCCUGGGACCUCAAAAGAACCCCCCUGAGAAUAAAGCCACUGGUCAAUGGAACGACAGGAGUCCUGAAACAGGUACCAAAUGUGCAAGCACCUUUUAGCACCUAGCAACCGCUUAAUUUGUACACAAUCUUUUUUUCUAGUUCGCGUUCGACAAACCCUUUCCGGCUUUUAUUUCCGCUCGCCCUGUGGACAGUUAUUAAAAGAAACAGGUGGUCUUCAAACGGACUAGAUCAACACCGCCAACACUGAGAUAAUUUGACAUUGAAAUAAAAACGACACGAAUUGUAUCUGUGUAUAUUCGAAUGUUAGCUGGAAUUGGCUAUGUGUCGUUCCGGUUGCAUUAAAUGCACAGUAAGAUUUAAUCAAGUUGGUGUAUUUUCUUUCCUACUUUCAAGCCGCCUCGAGGAUUGUUAGAAGGAUGAAGACGCACCCUGCACCGCUCCCUCCUCCCCCUGUGAAGAGAUUAGAACCCAUUUUACCCUCCAUGACAGAUGCAACUUUGAUGAACAAACAGAAGUUAUUGGGCAUAGUUUACAGUCAACUACAGGGAAUAGUCGCACAUGCAAGGUUUGGUUGCAAAUAUCGCUAUUUUUAUCGGAAAACUUUUCGUUUUUAUGCUUAAGUGCAGAACAUCUCGUUGGAAUUGUUUAAGAACCUUGGGAUUUUGGUUACCACAAUAUUUAUAGAUAUCUUCUCUGCAAUUACUCCACGAAUGAGCAUGGGAUUUGAGUUAGCUGUAACUAGCUCAUAUCUGUCAAGUGAGAAUGGAAUGAUUGUUUAUUGAGAAACGCCCAAUGCGGAAUAUAUCAAAAACUGCGACAAACACCGCUAAAGGAUACUUUUUCUUCUUUCUCGGGAAAAGCAACUCAUAAACUAUGGUCUAAAAACCAGUUUAACUCAGGAACUGCAAAAUAAUGUAGCUAAACUCCCAGAAACAUUUGUCGGGACACUUACUGCCUCCGCUGCUCCUCUCAAUGUUCUGCGAGAUGUUAUAGACACAUUUGCAAUUAACAACAUUGGCUGGGGGAGAGGGGUGAAAGAACAUCAUAGACCUUGAUCUGGAGAACUACCCCAAGUAAUUACGUCUCGGAGUGUAGUUUCUAUUACAACCCUGUUUACAUUACACCUUUAGACAAACGAAGAACUUUGUCUUUCAAAACCAUAUCCUGUUAUUGAGAUAUCACUUCUUGCAAAACCACUUAUCUUCUAUACAUUUUACAGACAGUUUUGUGGACUUGUUGGUCAACACGUUUCCUUGGACAUUGAGUAUAUCGAGUUAAUACCUAAAAUGUACUCAAACGAGAUGUCCCAGGUAAGGCGUGAUGAUUUACCUUCUUGUUACUGGUUGAUUCUUGAGCUUAGAAUUGUUGAUAACAUCAUUGUUUUCAUUUUAUAAAUACAGUGGAUUACAAUUUCAGUUAGACGUCAAGACCUAGGGAUUUGCUAUCAAUAUUGGCAGCAACCUAUUAGCUUCCAAAGCUACUGAUUAGAGUACAAGUCCUAUUAGCCCCUUACAAAACUGGUGUUGGAAAUUCGUAUUUUUGUUUCAAUACUGAAUUUUUUUAUCGCUUUCCGUCUCCAGGUUGUAGUUCAAGUUCCUUGUCGCAAACAUCAGUGUCGAGGGCCUGCCACUCUCACCGUAAAGGUAACAGAUCACUUUUGUUUCUUCCCAGCAGGAGAGGGAACGUUAAAAUGUCUGUAACUGAUUACCUUAUCAGGUAAUUAGAGAAGGUUUCGAUUAAGUGUCGAAGUACUUUGGGAUUCCAUCGCUUUUGAAUCACUGCGCGCUGUGAUUGGCAGUGAACACACACCACACUCUCGACCUAUCAAAUGCAGCUUAAAACAACUCAUAUCACUCAUGUUUCCCCGUGUCAGGGCACUUUACCGUAGUUUGCUUUGAGAUAAAUUGGUUGCUUGCGUAGAUAAGUAUCAAAGAGGUUAAAAGACAACUGAACGGAACGGGAAUGGCUAAGAUAGCGAAUAUUAACACGGAUUGAAAAUAACGGACUUUUAUGCCAAACUAUCGAAGACUGUACGAACGAGUGUACGAACGAGUGUACGAACGAGGGUACGAACGAGUGUACGAACGAGUGUACAAACGAGUGUACGAACGAGUGUACGAACUUCUUCGCAUUUCUUUAACACAACGCCAAGCUUUUUUAUCUAUAUUUGCUUGUUAUUACUGUAAUAGUUCCUCGCUAAACGACCCAAUGAAGUUAUGAUCAGAAAGGUUGCUGAUAAUCGUCGUGAGCAAGAACAAGUUGUGCAGAAUUUCAUCCAACCAUGCCCUGCCCGCUUGUGUGAAGGUGCUGCUUACAUUGAGAGCAUUAUCACGUGAGUAGGAGUAUUUAUAUACAGGUUUAUGAGCAUUUUUCCAUCAUGUUCCUUUAGUAAUCCUUUAUUGGGGUCUCUAUUGGUUUAAUAUCUUUUUGUUUUCUAAAAAGUCGCGGAAUACUGAUAAAGUUUUUGUGGGGUUAAACUCAGUCACCUUCCUUCUCACGUUUUCACUUUAAAGCCAUACAUCGCAAUCAUUCUCUCCUGAGUCCAGAAAACCUCAGGUGGGUUUGAAGAUAUGACGGUAAUGCGAUUUUUUCAUGCUUGUAUCUCUUGGAUGGUGGCAUCUUGCUAAGACACAGUAGCUCUGUGACUUUAACGUAAAAAAUUUAAAAUGAUUUAUCUUUCAGGUCAUUGGUAAACAAAGCAAAGUCUUCUUCGGAGAGGAACGUACAAGGUAAUUUUUGCUUUCCUUUGCAAGCGCUUAACUAACCCGCUCUAGAACCGAGAUUACGACAGGGUAAAUUGAUUCCAUUCCUUAACAUUCUCUUUUGUCUUUGCUGACUUGUGUUUUCAUGUUUCAGAGAUAAUCAGUGACAUUGGGACUGCUUUGUUUUAUCAUGUUACCGGAGCAAUGGAUGACAGUGUUAUGAACUACCAACCAACUGUGCAGUUUUUUACAUCUUGUGUUGAGAUACUAGGAAAGGUCAGUGAUCGACAGCACUCAGCUUGCUGUAUUCUCUAGCUUCUCCGAUAUUUUGUAGAGAGUAGGAGAGUUUCUAGUAAAGAACUAAAAAUUUCAAAGCUAGAACUGUACAAUUAUCCUUCUUGUUCGGGUUCAGAAUUUCUCCCAGAAUCUGGUAAAGUAGCAAACUCGCAGCAGUUUUUUUUCCUUUCCCCCUUUUCCUGCGAUAUCUUUAAUCCUUUUUCUAUUGUUUUUUGCUUGUUCCGCAGGAAUUUAUUAUGAACAAUCCCACUCAGACAGAACAGCUUCUGUCAGCCAUCUUGGAACACACUUCCAUCUCGGUGCUGUUAGUUCCAUUUUUUAGCCCUAAUGAUAACCCUGAUUCCUUUACCACCAUGUACCGCAGAAUCCUAGAAACGGCUGAUGGAGAUCUUGUUUUCUCGUUACUCACUAAGGUAAAAUAAACCGAUUUAUCAGUAGCUCAUUUAUUUAUACUACCAACAGUACAACACACUCAUUAUUUCAGCUGGAUUCUAGUUUCGGGAGUGCCGUCAGCUUUCUUUCCAUUCUUUGCAUCAAUGAUUUAAAAAGUGACUUAGUAAUUUAAAAACUUUUAGGCUGGAACCCUCUUUUCUUCAAAGUUUUGGUUUUCCUAUCUUUUCCCCAAAGUUAUGUAAGAUUUUGUCGCGCAAAGCAACUGUUAACUGUCACUUGCAGUAGCUUGUGUUUUUUGUCUUGUAGUUUGAGAUGCGUAAGUGGCUGUCCUCACCAAACAGCAAUCUUAUGGAGAGGUCAGCCCUCACACACGCAGUGUUUGAAGCACUGAGCAGUGUUGGAUAUGAACCUCCCGAUAACAAAAGAUCUAUUUUAGAGGUGGGUGUAAUAUUUUUUUUCUGUAUUUCUCCCUUUCUGAGAGUUUCUUCUUCCACUCAAACGUUAACAAAGAGACGUAAUGGGGUACAGUGAGGAUCCACUGGUUUUUCUUUCAGACAAUAGACACACACACACAGAGCUAAUGGAGUAAGAGACAGACAGAUGGCGAAACUGGUCCACUUCUUGUUGGAUGGACAGAUAGGCGAUCUGAAAUACUGACAAACUGACGGACUUACAGACUGAUACAGUGAUGGGACUGAUGAACUUGAUAACUUUGAUACACAGACUGACUUUCUCACUAAAUAAGGUAGUUUUUCUUUUCAAAAUGUACCAAAUAAGUGGUAUCUAUCUAAACCUUAUACUCACUCGUUAAACAAUUAUCUAGGUGUAUUUGCGCCAUCUGUCUAUUGUUCUGAUGUACAAUUUUCCGGAGCAAUACAGUGAUGGUCUCAGGCUUCUGUGUGAAGGUAAGGAAAGUGCAGUGAUUGCGUAUGCUCGUGUACAAGAACUGGAUAACAUGACUACCUUUAAAUUUUAUUAAGGUUACACGUUGCUCUACAGACACCUGAGAACUGCCUGCAGCGCAUGUGACAAGCGGCGAGAAGGCAAAUCUUGGCAUAACGUUCGCUGAUGUCUUUCAGUCAGGAAAUUUUAUAAGCAAUGUGGUAGCUCCAUAGCAGCUCUAGAAACAAUCUUUUUGAUGAAAGCUUCAGUUUUCAGUGAAUGUUCAAAAUUCAACACCGCAUUGCUAUCCAGGACCUCUGAUUGGAUAUUCGUACUUUUAUUAUAUUUAAAGAAUUUGGUGUUAUAUCUGUGUAACACUGCUGAUCUUGAUACGUUUGUCUAAACCUAUCAUUUGUAGUUUGGAGCAGAAUGCAUAUAGGAACUGACAGUUUUCUACCUCGUUUUAAGGUUCAGGUAAGCGGACUCUUUGUCUCGAUGUAUGGGACAAGUUUCUGUCUUGUAUUGGCUGUGUUCCCACCAAUGAAAAGGAGCCUCCCACCGCGUCAAAGGAAGUACUGGGAGAUGAACAGGUAAAAAUCCUUGGGGAUUCUUGUUGGUAAUCUGAUAUAGAAAUGUUAGCUUCGGUUUGUGGACUUUCGGUAUCCGUGUGUUGCUUUUCUUCCCUAGUUUUUACGAUAUAUUUUUACAUCUCAAAACACUUAAUGAUUUUUUACAAAUCACUGCUUACAACCGAGAUUCGUUGAAAACGUGAAUUCUCCAUAGUUAAUGAAGAACUUUAGACGGUUAACGGCAAUAGUUGUGUUCUGUUUUGCUUCUUGAUUACAACCGUUUGGCAAAUAAUUUAAAAAAUAUUUUCAUUCCCUGUUGGAGAACAUCCGUUUGCUUUUGUAGUAAGCAUGGUUCUUAAUACGUGUUAUGUCUGUGGUUAUGCGUUCAAACCCGAAAUCUCGUUCGAAUAUCGCUUUGAAUAUCUCCUUGGUUAUUGAUAUCCAAGCAAAUAAGCAGGAGGAAUAUCAAAAUUUACCAUCAAGUAGACGAUGUCAUUACACACUUGUUGCUCCGAACUAACUUUAGAUAUGGAGAGUCAAAUAAGUGUCAAAUUCCAACAAUUAAAAAGAUUCUUUUCUCUAACUCUUACAAUAUCCUCUUUCGCUUCGAUCUUUUAGGUGCUCGAAACUCUUGAUUGGCUCACCAAGUACUUCAGCGGUCAACGGGCUGAACUAGGAGGUCACGUGACUGGUGGCCUCUACACCAUGUGGAGGCCAUACAUCAAGCAGCUGUCACUUGUCCUCGGUUUCAUGUGUCAGCAGAUUGUCGUCAGAAGAGCGGCUGUUGUGUAUGCCAAUCGGGGCCAAGGAUUAGAGAAAGGUAUGGAGCCUUGUAUUAUAAGAAAUGGCUGAUACCGUAUUUCCUCGAAUAAGGGCUGACGCUCUAAUAGGCACCCACCCCCGAGUAAGCCACCCCCCAUCUCAGGCUACAAUAUCGAAGAAACGCCCCUCUCGAAUAAGCGCUCCAUCCUCCCUCAGUUUCUUAAAUAGUUGGAAUGCAAGGAAAACCUGUUUCUUUUGUUACUUCCUAAAUUUUUAAGCUUCAACUACGACGGAAUCAGUACAGGAGAAUAAUAGGCGCCCUUACCAUAAGCCUAAAAUUUUAAAUAAGCGCCUGUGCUGCUAUUCGAGAAAACAUGAAGAACAUUAGGUAUGACACUAAUAAUUUUCGGGGAAUUCCGAUAAAUUGUGCGAAGCGAGGAUGAAAAGAAAAUCAGGAGGAAUCGUAAAAUUUCCACGAAAUCUCCAUGAUCCACAUAAUGCACACUCGCAGAUCAAGUAGUAAUGUGAUUCCCUAUCGCUGUAUUUUAUUUCUGUAGUUCUUACAGAACUCUGGGAGCUGAUCUGUAGAGUGUUUGAGCCAUGGAUUUGCUCACAAGAGUCUCCGAUUCCUGGGUAUGUUUUGAACAUCAUUUAACUUUCCCAUUCUCACUGGAAACCUUUGAGCUGCUGUUGAUAUGCAAAUGCUUCUUCUGAUGUGGUUUUUGGUUUUUGUUUUUUUUUUUUUUUGUUUGGUAUUUCUUUUUUAUAAGUUUUUUUCGUUUUUGGUUUGAGAAUGACCAGUUACACCUGAUCUACUCGUUUUACAGGAAUGUACCAGUAGCUCCUUGGAAUGAGAGUGAAGUUCCUCAAGCAGCAGAUAUGAUCAACUUGUUUACCGACACACUGAACUGCCUACAGACCCAUUUAAAUGGUAUGAUAUAGGCAAAACUGUGCUGAUUUAAAUGUAUAUAGGACAAAGUGGACGAAGGUUUAAGAAUAAAACGUUUAUUAGCACCUUUUCUGGAGGAUUACGAUUAACGCCUUUGGAAGAUACUCCAAAUUUGUUCAAGAAAAAUGCAAAACGGACAACAGGAAACCAAGAGCGAACACGGGUGGGUCAGAAUAGAGAAAAGUAAAACGGAUAAAAAAAUAAUAAUAAUAUGUUAGGCCAAACAUGACGUUGCUGUUUUUACAGCGUACGGUCUGCUGUAUUUUUUGUUGGUUCUGCUAUGAUUUGUUCCUUCUUUUAUUCUUCUUGUCUUCUCUCUUUGUCUUGUUGUUGUUUUUUUAUUUAACUUAGUCAGACUGGGACGAAAUCAAUUGAAGUUAGCCCUUUUAGCAUCUUUCUUGACCGAGUGAUUUUGUUUUCUUUACAUUUCAGCUCCUCACAGCGGAUCAUCUAUGAUGAACAUGUUUUGGAGUUUCUUCGUAUCAUCUUUGACCAAAGAGGGAAUACCCGAAUACGUGCUCAGAGUGUAUCGCUCUAAGUUCUUUCAACUCCCAUGGCAGAGCUUCAUUCCGACAUUACAUAACAUGCAACUUAUGCAGGAGGUUUGUUGUUUUUUCUCUGAAAAUUCGCGUUUUUUGCCCUCAAAAAAGUAUUUCUCAGAAUGCUUUCUUGUUACACAUAAGCACUACUUUCGUAGUAGGAGAUAUUUCAAAGAUGUUUGCAAGAUGCAAAACAUAUGAAGGGCGUCAUAUUUGGCGAAGUUAUCAGAGCAUCAGAAAACCUUUGUUAUGCUCACACUGUAUUACCUAAAGAGACGGAAGGAGGGGAGGGGGUGGGGAGAGGGGAGGGGGUGGGGAGAGGGGAAGGGGUGGGGAGAGGGGAGGAGAAAUAGAAAACGUUUCCAUAACGUCCAAGUUUUUUCUCAAGUCUCUCCAGCUCUUAGAUGCGGCUACGAUUCAAACGAGGAGAAAAUCUGCUAUUGUAUUUGUAAAAUAUUUCCCAAAAUCGUGUUUUCAUACCCUCAUUUAAAUACACCUAUCGGCCGGUGAGAGCGCUUGAAGUACCUCUAAACUUUUCGUCGGUUUUCGAGUAAAUAAAGCUCUUAAACAUAUUUGAAGAGCGUGUAACAUUGUAAUAAUUUUCUCUCUUCGUAGCUGUAUGGUGUGUGCAAGAACAGUUUUAGGUUCCUUGGUGCCGUAUUUCCUCUGAUGGACUGGAACCACAUAAUUUCUCUGUACUCGUAAGUUGCAUGUGUUAUGUAUCUUUUAAGUUCUGAAAGUAGCUACCCUGGUACUCUUUUCGAUGGACCGCGUAUUACGGAGUCGUUACUUUUGCAAAAUUAAAGUUUGGAUCAUGACCAGUUUUAAGGUACUAAAAUUUUGACGACUCUAAAACGAACAUAAACUCUUUUUUAUCAAGAAUAAGAAAUCUUUCCGUGUUUACGCCCAAAUGUUUGGGCUCCCUUGUUAAACUGAGCAUAUGAAGAAAGAGCCUGUUACAUCUGUUGCCUGAUUUUCGUUGUCUUCCGACAAUGGAAUUACACGUAUUUCUCUAUAUCUAGGGAGGGUCAAACCGCAGAGGUUGUGACUCGUCUCCAUUCUUCAUUGUUUCAUCUAUUGGUCAUGUUUUCAAAUGAGAAGGGAGUCAUGGCUGUACAGGUAAGUGAACUGACCCGUCAUGCAGAAAAACUGGUGUCCGGUGAACCGCAAAAUGAAUCAUUUGGUGUGAAAAUCUGUCAAGCGAACAAAACUAUUCUCCUUGCUAGAGUAGUGCGAAAGAAAAAAAUGGGACUUGCUCGUACUACAGCGCCGUGAAUAUUACGCUGGACUGCCAAACAAUUCUAGCGCAACAAAAAACGACAUAAAAGUAACAUAGAAUGCUUCAAGAACGUCGUACUUUUUGCUGUGGUUGGCUGUGAUUUAGUACACGGUGUCACGUCAGCCCGGAUUGAAAAGUGUAACCCUUAUUCUCCAUCAAGAAAUGAUCAAUGUAUACCUUCUCCUUACUAUAUCUAAAUUUUUGUUAGUAAGUAGGUUGUGAGAAUACGCUAACAAAGGUUUCCACAGACGUAACAUUGAAGUUUCUCACCUCGGGGACCUAGGAAAUGAGAGGUUAUGAUGGAGAAUUCUUUUUGAGAUAUUUAGAAUCAGACACUUAAGAUACGUUCUGUUUACAGGGUUCCAAGAUGCCUGAGUUACUCAAUGUUGCUCUCGCAUUUCCCUGGCAUUACCUUGAUGGAAGGUAAGUAUUGAACUAAUGCUUUGCUUUUAGAUUUCCGGUAUUCUACUUUAAGUUUGAGGGAUUAGAUCUUUGGAGAGCUAUGAAUCGGCUUGUUAGCAUCUCAUUAAUUGAAUUCAAUUGAAUUAAGCAGAAUGAAUACUCACUUUAGUGCAAGUUGGUUUUUGUUUUGUCUUGUUUUGAUUGUUUUUCAACUAAAUCCUUGUUUCCUUGGUUGGUCUUGCAAAAUCCAAUUGUCAAACUGAAGUAAAUCCCACAAAAUAAUGACAUUUUUUUUUAUUUUCACAGAACUUUCGAGCAAGUUGUCUCUUGGCAAGUUGAUAACGGUUCAGCUGAGUUGGUGCUAGACGAGAAAUCUUGCAUCUGGCAUGCGUUGAGGUUAGUAACUUAGCUUUUCCACACGAAAUCAAAACCCUGGAAAAUUAUGCUUCCAGUUCUUUUACCGGCAUCACAGUUUUUUCAAUCUAUCGAUGAAUAUAACUCUCAAGACAAUAUCUGAUUUUCAUUUCAAAAACGUCUUCUUGUAACUGCUGUUUGAUGAGCCGCUUCAACACAACUUCGACACAAAAGGCCGUUUGUUCGUGAUCUUACUGUGGUAGACUUCCUGGUUAUGAAUAGAGCCAUUUGGAAUUAGUUAAAGAAAUAGUGUUGGGAUAUAUAUUGAAGAGAAACAUAUAUCCCUCGAUUUCCGAGGGCUUUUUCAAGAACAUUUCCAGUAGUCAUCUCGGUCAGUUUGAACAAAUCGGUCCUUACUCAAGACAGGACAGCGGUUUCAAAUUAGCCACUGGUAUUGAUGCACACCAAGUUAAUAGUGUGUUAGUGUGUUAGAGUAUUUUGUUUUAUUUUAGGUUGAUCAGAGCUGCUGCAGGAAUUGUAGUCUCUGAAGAUGGCUCCAUGCAACCUACACGCCCUGUAAGUUUCUUCUGAAAUGCCUUUGCCGUGCUGAUUGUUAAAAAUGGGCAGAAUGGCCUGUUAAUUGUUUUCUAUUUUAACAUUCCUCAUGUCAUCAAGCUUCUUAGACAUAAGCCAGAAUUGGUGAUUGGUGGAAUAACGGUACAAACCAGAGCGUAGAUUUUAACGUGUCGAGAAAAUAGCAGAUGGGCAUCCUCACCAGAAAUUUUGCUAAUAGGGAAAGAGAAUUUCAGAAUGAAAGCCCUCCAUCGCGGUUGACCGAGACGCAAUUUUAGAGGUUGACCUGAACGUUUCCCCCUCUCCCACCACGGUGGGGACAAAUUGUCCCGUUCGUACAUAUUCCCGAGUGCAGAGCUGCGUGCAACAAAUUGCACAAUUUUGACCUCCCUAAGGUAUCAUCGCAUGAUCUGAAUUGAGUAGAAACAUGAUUGUGACCACGGAAGCCUAGUCUUCUUUUUUUCUUCAUAUCUUUACUCAAGCUGGGAGCAGUUAAUGUCUUAGGUAUGACAUGGUGAUAACCUACUUUGCUCUGAAUUAGAGUGCACGGUUUCAAGAAGUUGAUCAAGUGGUCAGAUCGUCCGUUUGCGAAACGUUGUCCUGAAAAGUACUGUUGUCAAUAACAGGGUCUGACCUUUCGAAAACGUGAGCGAAAUUCAUCGUUAGGGUCAAGAAGCAUGACACACCCUUCCUUCCCCAUGUUUUAUGGGAGUUCUCAUCCUGAGUUUCCUGCCAUCCAAGAUGGGCAGGAAUGCUAAUAAUCGUUAGUUGAGUGUAAGUUACUUGGAAAUUAUAAACAUUUCAAAUAUUUUCGAGUAACAAGCCAACAUUCUAUCUUGUUUCAGGACACAGCAGCAAAGCGUGCGUCGUACGUUCGAUGUGUAGCAAGUCUGCUGUCCAAGUGCUCGAUGGACACAAAACACAAAGUCAAAUCUUACGGACCAGUGAUUUUUUUUGUACUUAAAGAUAUCGAGUCUGUUGCUGGUUCAGGUCAGUAAAGAGCGCAUUGACCUACAAACGGAAAAUUCCUCGUCUGAGAAAUUUCGAAUUAUUUUCAAGGCAGAAACGCUCAGUAACCAAUAAAACACUUUGGAAUGCACUCGCUAUAGCUUCACAAGAAAACGCGAAGGGAAAUUAUCGCUCUUCCCGGCAGAAAGUUGCGCAGUGUGAGAAGCGCCACCCCUGUUAAAGUGGUAAUUUCCGUUGAAGCUUCGAUUUUCUCAAAGGUAUCCUAAGAUAUAUUUUGACCACUUACGUCGAUCAGUCCCCAGCUUUCUCUGACUUGGCGUGAAUUUCUAGAAUGUCAUCUUGUGAACUAUGAAUGACCUUCCACCUAGGUGUUGAUCCAGCAAGUACUGCAUCAGAGGUGUGCAUGAUGAUGUCCGAGGCACUCAACCUCUUGAACAUUUGUUCUCCCGUGGGAGAUGUACUCCGUGUUACUCUGGACUCUAUAUUGCAGUUCAUCCGCGAUACUUCUUGUACAAUGGUUGUCUUGGUGUCCAUAUCGGCAGCUUGUAGGACCCUUGCUAAUAUCCAGUACAUGGUCUCCGUUGCGGAGACUGGAAUCCAGUCAUUUUUUACAAAGUAUUCGCCACCAAACCCCACUGGGGCUCAAACGGACGUGGAUGGAGGCUGGGCACAAGUUGUACCCAGUGUAGCGGUGCCGGAGCUCGCACAAGAAGAAUUUGUUCAAGGUCAGUUCUAUUUUUGUUUUAUUUUCCAGGCCAAUUCUCGCCAGCUCCUCGGGACAAACCGCUCACUUAUAUAAAGAGAGAUUGUGACACUGUGAGAGGAUACAACACGAAAAUCCCGGACUAGACUCGAUCACGAGUCCUAUGUGAUUUCAUAGUUCGGUUAUGAGCUCUGGUUUUUGCUCUUAUCAACUAUCACGCUUAGAUAUCGAGAAUGAAUAAUCUCAAUUUUGUGGUACUGAUGUAAUAGCAGUUGAAAAUUUUAAGAACUCCUGUUGUUGUUGUUGUUGUUUUUUUUCUUUUUUUGGUUUGUUUUCAGCUGCACACUGUUAGGGUAUUAACUUAACUCACCAUCUAUCGCAGAAUUGACAGCUAGUAGCGUAGGAGAAGAAGGCUGGACAAAAAACCAAUAGUCUGCGUCUUCUCCUUUGAUAAAACAAACUCUUGCAACUACUCGGGCGCUACUCUAAUGCACUUUUAUUCGGUUAGUGACAUAUUUCAUGGAGUGAUUUAUAUUAUUCUUUCAGAAUGUGUCAGGCAAGGUGCUCUGCUGACGCUCUACACAAACAUACUCCUUAAGUUGUCCUCAUGUCAAAGUCCAGUCCAAGAGAUGUCUGUUCUUACUGAUAUAGUCACGUGGUGCUCGCAAAUUAAAAUGAGGUGAGGAUAUGGAUAUGAUUUUUAGCGGGUGAAACAGAAUACACACUCAUCAGCUCGAGAGUUAGACAGUUGUCACGAUGUGAUAAAAGAUUCUCUGGAUCAGUUUAAAAGGAAAUGUAUAGAUCUACAAGGGAGAGUUACGAAUCAGAUCAUGGGGUAAAGAUUUGUGUCUGAACCUGCCUUUAUCUGAGUUUCUUAAUCUCGUUUAUCAUAGGCGUGAAUUUGAAACCAAGGUUACGUUACUGUGGCACAAGAUUCUCCAACUGUCUGUGAGACAGGUUUACUAUGCAAAAGGACCUUUACAAGAUUUGACCAAACAGCUGUCAUUUCUUGCUUCGUUUCUGCAUUCGUUAGGAGAAGACAAGUCUUCUGCUGGUUUGUUAGGAGCUAUUGGAUUUGGAAAGAAGUCGCAGCUUAGUGUUCAGUGAGUAUUUUUGUGUUUUUUCUUUGAGCCGAUUGUCUCUAACACAGUCGACGCUCUCUGCGGGCAGUUUCUGCCACAACUACUUUGAAGGAAGCACCUUGCAAUUUUUAUGGUCACAUUUCAGCGACACAGAGUAUUGUCACCGAAUGAAAUAAAAGCUUAAAAUGAUUUUUUUUUCGGGUUGACAAACACCUACGAGAUAAGGAUAAUAAAAAAAAACCAGGGUGACGAAGGAUGGAUAAACAAAAAGUUUAAAAGAAGUGUCAGUCGAAUUUUUCAAGAUUGAUAAACUGUAGCCCUCUAUUGACAGAACUGUGAUUGAGGGUAGUUGAUUUAGGGUGCUAGAAGAAACUCGUGAAUCACUUGAGCGAUCUCCAGUUUUUAACACUAUGUUGAAACAAACUCACCUAAAAAUCAGUACAUUGUACGUAGUUCUUAAAUUUCUCAUUUCUUUGCAGAUUCCGGUUCAUGUGCCGCGCAUUGGAAGCUUUCCUGCUGGCACAGAUGCCUUCAAACUCUCUUUUGAGACUAGAAGCCAAAGCCCCAGGAUAUGUGCGAGAACCGAAAGGGGUACGAUCAGAAUCCUUCAGUCCAAUUUCACUGCUUGAGAGUCAAAAUAGAAUUUUUUCCUGAAACUUUCAGAAUACUUUACCACUUUACCAUCUGGUGUCGAAGAACUAAAACCAUAGUUAUCACAACGGCCAUUAAGAGCAAAUUUAUAUACCACUGAUAUCUCAAGGAACACAAAUACUCGAUUUCCAGCGCGGUAACACGAUAGGGAACUGAGCGCAACUGGCUUUAUUUUCACAUCUGAUUGGAUGACGUGAGUUUUUCUACACCAAUACAAGGCGGAAUGAAUGAAAUUAAUGCAAUCAUGAAUUACUUUCGACUCAUUAACAACGUACUCUUUGCGGCUUUACGAAUAAUCAUCUUGGAAAUCUAAUGUGCAACGUAGAAGAACUACUUCCAAAGUGUGCCUAAUGUUGCUUUUUUUUUUGUUCUUUCGUGGCAGACAAAGCAGUUAGCCCCAGGCGGACGUGUCAUUUCUUCCACUGCCGAAGCCGAGCAAGCUCUGAAUAACUUGGAAACACUUCGAGUUAACAAACAAUACGCGAGUCUUGCAGAACACAUCAUGGAAGCUUAUUCAUUUAUUGCUAAUCCUCUGAAUUCUCUCAUGGAAGGACCACAGUUUGUAGUCAUGCUUGUGCGUAAACUGUUUCCAAACGAUAGAGCAUUAGAUAUCAUCGCGGUUUAAAAAAAUCAUUGAAUCAAUGUCCUCGCUAAGAGGAAAGACAAUUUAUAUUUAGCUAUAUAAAGGAAUUUCAAAAGCGUAAUUUCUGCCCAAGUUUAUAGGCAGGAAAAAAUUACUACAAUUCACAAAUAUUGUAAUUCAUUGCGAUGAGUCAGGGAUACUAUGCGGGCAUUGCGUGGUAAUUUGUACUUUAAAAUACUAGUCGUGGAUAUGGAGUAGAGUCAGAAAAAUUUGGGAAUCCGAGCGUUCCACCCAAAGACAUCAGAAUAUUCCUCGCUUAAGAGACUAAAAACGAAUCGACGUUGCUAAGCAACUCUAUAUUUCAGGAGCUCGAAUAGCCAAAUGACGUCGGACAUUUUUCGGCUACUAGUGAGAUUUCGCCGAGGAUGCUAUAUUUUGUUACUUUAAUUUCUGACCGUUAGAAGUGCCUUAAGUAAAUAGUGAUUUCGCUACUUUCUCUAUUACCUUUCUGUCGAUGAUGUUGGACAAACACAGAAAUCUAGGCUAUUAAUGUACUAAAAAGAAAAAUCAGUUUCCACUGUGAUUCUGUGGACCUGCUCCAAUUUAAAUUGGUAAUAAAAUUCCUUCACUAUGUACAAGAUAGCGAGUUGUUUACCCAUACAUCACUUCGUCAUACCUCAUACAGUGGCCUUGCUGUAACGCUCUUGAAACGAAACUUAAAACAUGGAAUGAUUUCGUAUGAAGAAAUUCGACGAACGGUUAUGUUAGGGAUCUUCGCAGUCAGUCGCAGUUUCGAAAAUUUCUUGAAGGAAAAUAUUUUCAUAUAGGUAACUAGAUACAGAAGGGAAUAACUUUCAGCUUUCGCUGAUCUCGACCGGGUGCAAUUCAGUUGGCUCCUUCAAGUAGAUGUUUUUAGGUGAAGGCAGUCGUCAAUUGACCAAAGUUAUCCAAGAUUUGAUCGAAAUAAUCGAGCCUGUAUUUUAACCUUACAACUAAUCGCGACUUGUUAGCUCACCUUUUCCCACUUAUGUAAUAUUAGGUCCUUCAAAAAUAUUUUCCGAUUUGCUCAGCAUGCAGUUUUGAUUACGCUUUAUUAUAUCCAUACUCUAACGAAAUUUCUCACUUAAUCAUAUUUAAUGACACGAGACAACGAACAGAUUUUAAAAAGGUUUCACCAACAACCCGAAUUUUGAUCACUGAAGCUGUACAAGGAAAAGACAGUCACAUAGUAGAAAUAAUUUAAAUUUUUAUUAUUAUCGUCUCUUUAGCUUCUGAACUUAACUCUGCAAAAAUAAUAAGUUAAUAUUGAUCUUCAAAUAUUGCACACGAAGCUAAAGGCAACAGUUACACCUCGUGAAGAUAACAAAAAAAAAUGAUGGCUUUUGAACCACUUUUCUUUGCCUACAAGGUGAAGGUGAUUAGAGAAGCUUUUGUGAAAGGUUAGGAAAAAACCUUCAGUCUUAAGAAGUUCGCUAUUCACUGCCUUUUCCAAAUUCUCGCCGCGUUUUAGCGUUAACGUUAAUUUCUGGCAUGUUUUACCAAUUACCUGGAGGAUGCAAACGUCGUAAGAUAACAUUCCUAGCUCCUCCAAACGAAAGCAGUGGCUAACGACAACAUUUAAAUCCAACAACGCCUUGAACAAACUUCAAACCAAUUUAAGCCAUGAGGCAAUUUAUGAGCUUGUAAUCAUUGUCACAUAAAAGAUGAGAAGACUGGUGCUCUAUACAAAUAACUUUGACC